Cladophialophora bantiana CBS 173.52 is the source of this 726-nucleotide messenger RNA. RefSeq lists its product as uncharacterized. Lineage: Eukaryota; Fungi; Ascomycota; Eurotiomycetes; Chaetothyriales; Herpotrichiellaceae. The coding region runs from base 1 to 726 and encodes 241 amino acids. The record is from RefSeq and is a predicted model, not a curated record. The transcript is spliced from 2 exons.
AUGUUUGUCAAGUCUACCGCCGUCGCCCUGAUUGUAGCUGUUGGUUCAGCCUCGGCUGCCGUCAUGUCUUACGGCAAGGAAUCCCUCAUGAAAGAGGAUCCCGACUUCGGCCUCUGUCUUCCGACUAUGAAGUUUGAGGGUGGACUUGGUGGACGAUCUUCAGUGGACUUUACUUUCUUGCCCACAGACCCAUUGUGCGCUCGUGGUCAGCAAGAGGCGUCGAACCCCAACAUCAUUACCAACCGAAUCUGCGACCAGCUUUCCACCGUCUGUGGAGCAAACGAAGCUGCAAAGGCUCUUUGCCGGGAGUCACAGACCAAGAUCCGAGCUUUGGGAACUCGCGACCGGUCCACCGCGGAGACCUGGAACACGCUCAUGGGCUUUGGGGGGGCUUUGACCAACCCAGACGGUGGAGCUCCGGCGCCCAAUGCUGUCAAGAACGACCUGAAGAAGAGAGACACCAAGGAUGUGGAGAAACGAACUCCUAUUAUCUACUGUUCUACCACCGAGUGGAUUGAUGACUGCACUGGAUGGCCUGCUCCUGAACCCGUUGUCAAGAGAUCCGAAGGUGCUGCUCCUGCUGCUCCCGUCAAGAAGCGGAGCCUGGAGCCCGCUGCGCAGCCCAAGGUGGAGAAAAGGUCGGAGGAGAAAGCAAAGAGGGCGGAUAUCCCAAUGAUCUACUGUUCGACAACCGAAUGGAUCGAUGAUUGCACUGGUUGGCCAUAA